CUCAGGUAAGGUCAGUAAGGCUGCCCCCGGUCCCUAAUGAUUUCCACAAUCAGUGACUGACUCAGCCUGAUGGAAUACCAGCCACCCAGCUCUCCAAAAAUAGAGCACUGCUUCAUCCUCCCAACAUAGCUGCUGCACCGUGAUAAAACCAGCUGCCACAAAGCCAGGGCAGUGAAAACGCAAAGCGACACAGAACACAGUGCAGAGCAGGGCUCCUGCACACACAGCAAGAGACCAGCAGAGAACUGAAGGGACAUUUACAAUCGUUCCUCUCGGACAAGAAGAAAUAACUGACGAAAAGGAGGGCUUGCUUUUGGAACUGAGAAGAGGACAUUGAUUUCAGAACCCAGAGCCACAAGCUGUACAGCAGACCAGGACCUCGACAGACCCGCGCCUUCUGUGAAAGAGCAAUCUGCUCGCUACCUGUCGAGAGCAGCAGCUGUGAGCCCCAGAGCAAGCCCUGUAAAGCCGGUUGUUUUAACACAGGAUAGAGCUCUUCUUUCCGAUAACACUUCUAAAGCAAGGAAGAUGGCAGAGAACGCUAAACAGACACAGGUUUCAAAAACAACAAAUGUUCAUAACCUGGAAGAAGAUUUGCCACCCCCUCCACCACCUGGACCCCAGGAGGAAGGACUGGCCCCAACUGAAGAGCAGGACCAAAGCUUCAUACCAGUACCCCCUCCCAAAGAAACCUUCUGCACUUUCUAUCAACAGCAACAGAAGAACGAGCUGAAGAGGCUCUACAGGCACAUGCACCCAGAUCUGAGAAACAAACUAGAGGUGGUUGUGAGCAAGGAGCUGGAGGACAUGAUGAACUCAGACCAAAUCCAAGCCCUGGCAGCCGCUGAAGCUGGGCUUCAGGGGGAGGUUCAGUCUAUGCGUUGGAUAUUUGAGAAUUGGAAGUUGGACUCCAUUGGAGAGCACCAUGCUACUAAAAAGAUACUAGAGGACGAAACUGUCCCUGGUGGAAAUGUGAAGGGCACCUCUUCCCUAUUUGAACACCAGUCCGAACAAAGCACCCUACUCUCCACCUCUAAAAAAGCAUGCGAGAACGAGCUAAUAAAAGGGGACGUUCACACGGCUACAUGGCUGUUCGAGACACAGCCGCUGGACUGCUUAAACAAACUGUACCCAGAGGAAGGGGAAAUGGUGGCAGCGGUGCUUAAAGAACCCAUGCAAAGAGGAGACGUGAAAGGAGCACGGCUUCUGUUCGAGUCCUGUCCUUUAGAUGCACUGGGGCGCUGCAACUCUGUGGAAGAUCAAAGCAUCCUGAAGCUGAGAUCUGAAAUACAGGAACAGAAAGGGGAUCUUCAAAAAACUGUGAAACUCUUCCAAACAGAGCCUUGCUGUGCCAUUAAGGAUGGCACUGGGAACAUUUAUGAAAUCACGUCCAUAUGCAGAGAGGAAAUUCAGAGCGACAGCGUCAAGACAGCACGCUGGCUGUUUGAGACUCAGCCCUUGGAUUUAAUAAACAGAGACAGAUCAGAGGUCAGGAUCAUUAGGGGAAUCUCCUUGGAAGAGGCACAAAAGGGAGGGGUUGAUAAGAAAAGAUGGAUGUUUGAGACUCAGUCUUUGGACACCAUCCAUGAAAGCAUCCAAGAGGAAAAGUUCCAAGCAAACACAGAGGUAGUGAAAAGGGUUGAUGUUGAUAACAAACGCAUUCUCUUCGAGAUCCAGCCACUGGCCGCACUUGAAGGGGAACGUUCAAAGGAUACUUUGUCCAAUGAAGAGAUAGUUGGAGGGGAUGUGAGAUCAACCAUGUGGUUGUUUGAAACACAGCCCAUAGAAAACCUUAAGGACAGCUUUGAAGUGGGAUGUUUAAAGAAAGUGACUGUUACCGAGGAUGAAAGGGGAACAGUGAAGGAAAGAAAAGAAGUGUUUGAGACAUGCACUCUGGAUAGUAUUUACAAAGAGGCUUCUCAUGAAGAGAGCAAUUCCAAUGGCCAAGAGAUAGAAAAGGGUGAUGUUAAAUCUUAUAAGCACCUUUUUGAAACAAUUCCUUUAGGCAGCAUUUCUCAUACUGACAGUGACUGUAUUGCCAAGCAGGAAGAAUUGAGGACUGGAAACGGCAAGGACAACAUGGUUUUGUCUGAGACCAAACCUUUGUAUGCAAUUAAGGACAGCACUGGAAAUUACCAUGAAGUGACCACAGUAAGCCGGGAGCAGGUUAUCAGUGGAAAUGUCCAAAACUACAAGUGGAUGUUUGAGACAAGGUACCUUGACCAGUUUGAGGAAGGAGCAGGGAAAGUUGAGAUCAUCAAAGGUAUCACCAGACAAGAAGUGCAAGCUGGGGAUGUCAAGACAGCCAAAUGGCUUUUUGAGACUCAGCCACUUGGCUAUAUCCAUAACCAAAUCAAUCCGAUGGAGGAACAGUCAUCUGUCAAAAAGGAGGUUUCAGAAAAGGGGAAUGUCAGGACCUGCAGAUGGCUGUUUGAAACACAGCCCAUGGAUAUUUUAUAUGAGAAAUCUGAGAUGAAACAAGAAGAAGAAACCAUACCGAAAGCUGACGUGAAAUCCCACACUUGGCUCUUUGAGACCCAAUCUUUGGAUUCCAUAAAAGAAAUGUCCGAGCAGUAUUUGAAGGUAUGCAAUGCUUAUCAAGAUGAUGUGAAUGCAGUCGACGUGAAAACAGCGAAGCAUCUUUUUGAAACAGAAUCGCUAGACAGUCUCGCUGAGCAAGGUGUUAGAUAUGUUAGCAAAGUGGAUGUCCAAUCAGGAGAUGUAUCUCGAGUAAAAGAAAUCUUUGAAACAAAGCCUCUUGACACAAUAGGUACAGCCUCUGUAAAAAUCACAGAAGCUGAAGACAAAGAUGAAAGCAUCCAGUCGGGAUCGGUUCACAAGUUUACCUGGCUUUUUGAAAACCGUCCCAUCGAUACCAUUAAAGAAGUUGAAGAGACCAGUGAAAAAGGGCACAGCUUAAGUGAUGUUAAAGGUGAAGAUGUUGGUAAUAAAAAGUUUAUUUUCGAAACCUUUUCCUUGGACCAAAUUCACAAUGAGGACGAGGUGAUGGAAUGCAAGUCAGUUCCCACCGAGGAGCUGCUGAGAAAGGGAGACGUGAAGUCCUGUACAAUGCUGUUUGAAACCCAGCCGCUGUACGCAAUCAGAGAUAAAGAAGGACAGUUUCAUGAAGUCACUACAGUAAAGAAGGAGGAGGUCAUGGGUGGGGAUGUAAGGGGUGCCAGGUGGAUGUUUGAAACAAAGCCGCUAGACACCAUUAAGCAGCAGGAUGAGAUUUUCGUGAUCCGUGCUGUCACACAGGAGGACAUUCAGAAGGGUAAUGUUAAAACAGCUCGAUGGAGGUUUGAGACACAGCCACUGGACUCCCUCACGACUGGAGAAGAGCCUCCAGCAAAGACGGUUGAAGAUGUCCAAGAGGGGGACGUGCAGUUAAACAAACAACUCUUUGAAUUGCAAGAUGUCAACCAAAAGAAGUAUGUGCGAAUGGUGAGCGUUAGUGAUGUUCAACAAGGUGAUGUCAGGACCUCCACCUGGCUGUUUGAGAAUCAUCCCAUCGACACCCUGAAAGGUGAAUUCCAGGAAAGUGCUUCUGUGCAAACCGUGCACAGAGAAGACAAUCAGAAAGGAGAUGUAAAGAGGUCUACGUGGUUGUUUGAAACGCAGCCAUUAGAUUCUCUCAAAGAGUCUGAACCCAGUGUCAAGGUUCAGGAAGAAAUGCCCCUUGCAGAUGUGAAAAGUACAACCUGGUUAUUUGAGUCGACACCCCUUGAUAAACUUAGUUCAGAAAACACCACUGAAGCUGUGGAAAUGGUGGUGAAGAGUGUGAGAAAGACUUUACAUCGUCUCUACAACUUCAACGCAAUACAGUCCCAUGGUAUUGUUAUUGAAGCCAACAAAUGUCGGAGUGUAAAAAUGGCAAAGUAUCAGCUAAUAGAGAGCCAGGGCCCAGUGAUUCAGAAAGAAGAGGUUGUUGAAGGGGACAUUAAAGGGAUAAUGCUGCAGUUGCUGCACACGACAAAUGUAGAGCCCCAGGGAAUUCUUGUUAAAGAGGAUGAGCAGGGAAAUGUGCAAGUAACAAAACUAGAGCUAUCUGUGAGCCAGCAACAGUCCAGUGCAAGAACUGAAGGGGCGCUGAUAAAGGCAGAUGUAGCUCAAGCUAUUGACAACCUUCUCAGCCAAGAUACAUCUGUGACAAAAGGAAUCCUAAUCCAAGAAACUGAAAGGGGUCAUGCUGAAAUGACCAUUUAUUCCCUCUUCAGUCACCAGGAAAGAAGGGCAGAAAGCCAAGAGAUUGUCAAAGGCGAUGUGAAAUCCACCAUUGGCAGUCUUCUGGCUACAACACAAGAGCACAAGACUGCUGCCUCAGUCAGGCUGGGUCAAAGUGAGAAAGGAAACGUUCACUUAUAUAGGAGCUGCAUUGAGAAGGGAGACCUUAACUAUCUGAAGAACCUUCAGGAGGAAACCUAUGAGGAUGAUACUGAUUCUCCUCCCAAGGAACAGAUUGAAAUUGUCCAAGGGGAUGUGGAGGGAGCUAAAAGGCAUCUCAAUCAACAUAAAGAGCAGGUAGAGAAAUCAGUCAAGGACAUUGUGCCCGGGAACAUUAAAUCCACAAAGCAAGUGUUCUUGUCCGAAAAUGUGUCAGAGCAAAGCAGUGUUCAGAAAGAAGAAAUCUUAGGUGGGGACAUCACUGCUGCUAAGCAGUCACUAGGACAGGCAAUGAAUCAGCCGAUUGUUGUAGAAAAAGAGGAGAUUGUUUCUGGGGAUAUUAAGGCAACACUGCAGUCCCUGGAGCGUGCAAAGAUUCAGAGCAUGCAGCUGGAAUGUGAAAUCAUUGUUCCUGGAACAAUAUAUGAUAUAACAGCCCCACUGGAGGAAACAGGUUCCACUACAAAUGGGAAUGGGACUGUAGAGCUUGUUACAGGAGAUACCUGUGCAGAAAAGCAUGGCAUAGAGCAGGGCAAUCAAGCAGCAACGUGUGUAGUAAUGGAAGAUGCACACAGUUCUGAUCUUCAGGCAGCAAUGCAAAGCCUCCGCCAGGCAACAGCUGAAGCAAAAACUGUCCAGCACCACGUUCAAGAGAGGCACCAUGCAGUUUCUCAAGCCCGUCGAGAACAGCACACUCAACACGCUGCUCAACAGAAGACCAGCGUCCAGCAUGCAAGCACUGUGCACACAUCCAUGCAGAUGCAAGAAACUGUUGUGCAAAAGAAACAACUUAGCAGUGUCACAAGGGUAGACAAAUCAACUGUGUCCUCCAAAAGCCAGCAGAAGAUAAAGUUGCUGUGACUGACAGGGAACGGCAGCCUUCUACACCACUGAGUGAUGCAACUGUAACCCACACCUGUAAGGAAAACAAAACCGAUUCU
Polyodon spathula (Mississippi paddlefish) is the source of this 5324-nucleotide messenger RNA. RefSeq names its product xin actin-binding repeat-containing protein 1-like. The coding region runs from base 529 to 5244 and encodes 1571 amino acids. Lineage: Eukaryota; Metazoa; Chordata; Actinopteri; Acipenseriformes; Polyodontidae. Gene Ontology annotation, biological process: actin filament organization; actin cytoskeleton organization. The transcript has 5 exons. The record is from RefSeq and is a predicted model, not a curated record. Gene Ontology annotation, cellular component: stress fiber; focal adhesion. Gene Ontology annotation, molecular function: actin filament binding.